UUCCCCCUCCUACAUAGUUCGCAAUUUGAUCAGAAUUUUACAUUGCAGAAAAAAAGUUGCGUUUCGUUAUAAAUAAUCGCAAGUUUCAAAGUUCUUAACGUGAUGUCGAAAUUGUACAUUCGGCACGAUGGUGUUCACGAUCGAUGAAGCUUCUUUGAUAUGAUCUGUAUCGUUAACGGGAGAUCUCGUGGCUUUCGUAAUAAAAGAAAUAGUAUUUUGAUGUAAAAAAUGUUACUUUUGCUCGAGCAGAGCUAUAUCUCGCCGAUCGUACGAUCCACAAUCGCUAUUACAUCGUGAGUUUCGAAAAUCUGAACGAAACUUCGACGAAUAUAACCUAUACAGAAUAUACUUAUGCCUGCUUUUGUAUAUAAGUUGAUCCUUGUAGCUGUUAAGGAACUUUACAAUCCUUCAAAAUGUUGGAAGGACUCGUUGCCUGGGUGUUAAAUAAUUAUCUCGGGAAAUACGUGGAAAAUUUAAAUACUGAUCAACUGAGUAUCGCCUUACUCUCUGGUGAAGUUGAAUUAGAGAAUUUGCCAUUAAAGAAAGAGGCCUUGCGUCAUAUUGGAUUACCAGUGGAAAUAAAAGCAGGAUUUAUUGGUAAAGUAAGAUUACAAGUGCCUGUUCGUCAAAUAAGAACAGCUUCAUGGGUCAUAGUGAUAGAGCAACUUUAUUUGGUAGCUGGGCCAAUCAGUUUGGAUGAGUUUGAUAGUGAAACAGAAGAACAGGCAAUUUUAGAAUAUAAGUUGAGUCGACUAGAUUCAUUAGAAGCAAGAUGGAGAACAGAUACAGAACGAGAUCCUGGUUAUUAUGCCACCAGUUACAGUUCCUGGGUAAAUUAUGGCACCUCCUUGAUCACAAAUAUUAUUGAAAAUUUACAGCUCAAUAUUAAGGAUGUUCACAUAAGAUAUGAAGAUGGUGUGACAUUGUCAGAUGGUACUGGUGUUACACUUGGUGUAACUAUAGGAGCUCUAACUGCACAAAGUUGUGAUGCUAGUUGGAUACCUGGUUCUACGUCCUGGAAUCUCACAGAUGCUUCUUUCAAGCUCAUGGAACUUGACAGGCUUUCCAUUUAUUGGAAUCACAUGAAAAAAGAUGAAUUUCUUGGGUCUCUUAAUCUCGGUGAUUUAGCUAUUGCCAUGAGCGAGUCAAACAAUAUAAUAAAGAACCACAUCUUAUUACCUGUUAAUGCGAGAGCUCAUAUCAAGAGAGAUAGGUCUGAACGACCGUUGAGAUCUACGAAUAAACCUAGAAUGGUUGUUGAUCUUUUAUUAGAUGAUGUCCCAUUAUGUCUCACAGAUGUACAAUAUGAUCAAAUAGUUAAAUGUAUAAGAGAAUUGAAAGAUAUAGAACGUCGUAAGCAACAGAGAUGUUGCCGUCCAUUGCUUAGUGUGUCUGCUGCUCCAAGGGAAUGGUGGAAGUAUGCAGCAAGGUGUCACCUCGGAAAAGAUGCUCUGAAACCUAAACCAUCAUGGAAAGAUAUCCUUCAAAGAGGCAAUGAGAACAUUUUAUAUGUAGAGAGUUACAUUAAAUUGCUAGGAACACCAACUAGUAUCUUACCUCCAGAUAUCAAACAGUUAAAAGAAAAGAUAGAACAGGAACGAAGUUUCGAUGAAUUGAGAGUACUGAGAGAAGUAGCAAUGUAUAGAGUUAAACCUCCAAAACUACCUCAAAAUUCUGAUGUAAAUGUACCACAACCUAGAGGAAUGUUGGAGCAGUGGUUUCCACAGUGGUGGGGCUGGUAUUCAAAGAGUUCAAACACGAACACUCAAAGUACAUCCUCUACAUUUGAUGGAGAGCUUUUGGAUGUUUUGGCAGACACUAUAGAUGAUGACACCUUGUUACGUCGAGAUACUGUGUUUGGACAGUUCAAUUUUGCUUUAUCUAAAGGCGCUUUUUCCCUUUGUACGAUGAAGAAUGAUGGCAAGAAUACGAAAGCGGUUAUAGAGCUACAGUUCGAACGAGUAAACUUGAGUUACGAUUCGAGACCCAGAUAUGGAUCUCACAAAUUCUUUAUUAGUUUGGGGGCCUUGUAUCUUCACGAUUAUCUCACAGAGAAUUCCACAUUCCCGAUUUUGGUGCAGCCUCAAAUAAUUCCCACAAUAACCUCUAGAGUACGUGGUUCUUCAGAAAAGUUAACCAAUCAAUUACCUCAACAACUCUUUGAAAUGACUUACGAAAAAAGACCAUUGCACUUAAAUGCUGAUCAUUUGCUGCAAGUGAAUUCAAAGUCAUUAGAUGUAGUUUACAACCCUACAGUGAUACAUUGGCUUAUAGACUUCAUGUGCAAACCACAUAGAUCAUCGACCAAUCAAAGGUUUCAAGCAAUGAAGCGACGAACUCGAAGACAACUCAUCAAGAACUGGGAACAGAUUUUAGAUGGAGAUUUGGUAUAUCGCUCAUCCUGGGAUUUGCAGUUCAAUAUAUCAGCACCACAGAUUCUACUAGUUGAGAAUUUUACCGAUUCCAAUGCUGCGGUGGUUGUUGUAGAUUUCGGAAAGCUCCACUUGUCGAAUAACGUACAAAAUAACGAAGUAAUCAUUAAAUCGAACUCUCCUGAACUAAAUAGCGACGAUGAAGAUGAAAGAUUCGAGACACCUUGUUCGACACCGCCUGGAAGUCAAGAAAAUGGUUCCAUACAAGACUUCCCGACCAUUUCUGAGACAGCAUUGCAUCAGAAACUGUACGACCACUAUACUAUCGAUCUGGUGGAUUUGCAGAUUCUCGUAGGGAAAGUGAAGGACAAUUGGAAACACAUACGAACCAGGGGGAUGUCUAGCUUGCACGUUCUGGAACGUUUCAACAUAUCCUUGCAAAUUGAACGAAGAGUGUUUGCUUCCUCUGAUCCGAAUUUGCCAUCCGUGACUGUAUCUGGGAAUCUGCCAAGACUGGUGGUUCAUGUUAAUGAACAGAAGGUGGAGGCAAUUAGACUGAUGUAUAAUUUAUUAUCUAGCUUCUCGAAAUCCACAGGAAUUUCUCAGGCUGAUGUAAUCAGUAUAGAACCAGAGAGUCCUAAGAAAGAAGAGAGCCUAGACAAAUCUUUAAGCCACGCAGUUAUGGUUCAAUUCAUUAUUGAUCAGAUGACUUUCGAGUUGCAAUCUAGAGGCCGUAGUGUUGCAGAACUUCAGGUCUCUGGAGUCCGAGCCGGUUUUAGCAAAAGGUCUGCAGAUAUCAAUGUUUCCCUAUCUGUCCAUGGUUUGCUUCUCGUUGAUGCUCUUCAGGAAUUUGGUCCGGAUUUUGAAUUAUUAGUAGCCAGUCACAAACACGUAGGGAUGGACAGUAUUUCUGGAAGCUUAAGAGAUUCGGAACCAACAUCUCCUGUUUCCCCAGUCUCUCCUGGUUCUCCCGAUUCCAAUAUGCCAAGGAGAUUGACUUCUCCAGUUGCUUUGACCAAUGCUUUGUCUAAUCUAGCAAGCAAAGCGAAGAAUCCGCAAUCACCCAGGAAUAAUUCUUUAAUCGAAUUGGAGAAAAUGGAUUCUGAAGCUUUGAUAGUAGUUGAAUUAACUUUAGUAUAUGAUACAUUAGAGAUUUUGAGAGUAGCCAAUAUUCAGUUCAACAACUUGGAUAUUAUUGCUAAUCAGGAGACCAUUGUAGAACUAAUGGGAUUCUUUAAAAGGAUAUUCCCUUCUCAAAGGAAGAUAAAACCAGGAUACAUUGAGAGACAAGAAUCCCUUUCAAGUCAAACUAUGGAGCCAAAAGUUUCCACCAGGACAGAAGUAACCUUUGAUUUUCAUAGACUGAAUGUGCUUCUCUUAAGGGCAGUGAUACAGGAUAAUCACUUGGUUGGUCAGAAAAUCGCCACAGCUACGAUGUGUGACGCUCGCAUACAAGCUACUUUGGCAGUAAACGCUUCUAUCUCUGGUUCACUUGGAGGUUUACAAAUCUUGGAUCAAACACCAACCGGUAAAACGCACCAAAGAAUCGUCAGUGUUGGAAGAGACCCAAUAGCUGAUCCAUCUCAACAUCCAUUAGAAUAUUUUCCUGGUCUGCCUAAUCAGCCAGAAGCUUUAAGGUUUUCCGCCAAUCGAUGUACCAAACCUUGUGUACAACAGCAGGAUGGAAUGGAAACCUUAAUAGAUCUAACAAUUCGUAUUGGUAGUGUUUGGUAUACCCACGCUCCUCAUUUAUUGUCAGAGUUACGUUCUUGUGCUGACGAGUUUAAACAGUAUUUGAGUAAGCUUGCACGGCAGAUCAGCGCAGCUGCCACAGACAUGGCCAUAGGCUUAGUAAACGCAGAGGACUGGUCCAUUCCACCUCGUAGACGUUUACCAAGUUUGUCUGUGGAUUUGGAAAAUUCAGGAAGUUUGUCUUUGAAAUUAGAUAUCCUGUUGGAUAGUCCUGUUUUGGUAAUUCCGCGUUCGUCUCACAGUAGACAAGUUUUCGUCGCACAUCUUGGCACUAUGUCCUUGCAACAUGAACCUCAUCAAGGUUCCAUGGCGAAGCACAAAUUAACUCUAGAAGUUAGGGAAAUGAAUUUGUACUCUUUGGAGAUAUCUGCCAACGUGGGACAAGUUCAUAGUAAUCUCCCUCUAAGAGCCGAAGAAAUAUACUGUUGCAAAGAAUCAGGCAAGCCAAUUUUGCAUGAUACUGUAUUAAAAGUCGUGGUUGAAAAAGAGAAUGCGUUAGCACAAAGCCCGAGUUUCUUUCUCGACAAUGAAUUUUUCAGUAGUCCUAUUGUCCAAGUCCAUGGAGUUGUAAUGACACCACUGAAAGUCUCCCUAUCUCGAGAACAAUAUGAGCAGUUAUUAGACACUACUAAUAGACUUUUCUCCAUGCCAGUAUCUGUACCCGUUGUUCAGAAGUCUCAAGCAAUGAGCAAAGCACCAAAUUAUUCUGAUAAACUUGAUCUCUCCAUCAAAGUUUUAUUCGAACUGCCUACUCUAGGUAUAGAACUCAAACAGGGACUUUUGGAACAGCCAUUAGUUGAAUUGUCCAUGAGGGAUUUUGUGGCCAAAUAUGAGAAAUUGCAAAAAAAUGAAUCCACUAUUCAAGUUGCUCUACGAUCCCUUUUGAUGGAGGACCUUCUUUGUCCUAUUGGCUCCAGGCAUAGAUAUAUGAUGCAAUCGUCAGCUCCGACUCGUGCCAAACUUUUAGCUGGUGUCUCUAAGUCUUGUCCUGAUUUUGCCUUUGUACAACAAAUUAGAAGCGAAUUUGGGCGAGGAAGUUUACCCGACAGAUUAGAAACUGAUACCUUAUAUGGGACAAUUCCUGCUCACUGGCGCAGAAAACCAGUUUCUUUGGCAAACACGCCAAAUACUCCACCUCCGUCUCCUGGUGCAUCAACCAGUGAAGAGAAUCUGGUACUAAUGAGCAUUACCAUAACAGAACCAGAUUGUGAUCUGCCAACGAAAAAUCAAUUUCAUCAGAAACUUGUCACAGUGGAUUUUAAUUGUUUGGAUUUGGUCAUUAAUGUCGAAUCCUGGAUGGUGGUAUUUGAUUUCUUUGGGUUUGCUGGUCCCUCAGGAAGCAGUCCUAAAGUUACAAUGCAUCAAACGUCCACUGGCACAGAUCAAUUGGACAAGGCGGAUAAUCUACCUCUACGAUCAGAAACUGGGAUAGAAGUUAGAUCUUUAACGCUGGUUUUGAUACAAUCUGAGAGGGAAAUUGCUAAAGCCAAUGUAUCUAAUGCAAACAUGCACAUUUUGAAAGCAAAUGGGAAGACGAAGGUGUCAGGAUCCUUGGGAUCGAUGUCUUUGCUAGACCUAACACCGCAUGGAAGAUUUUAUAGAGAGAGGUUCCUUUCAUCUGGGCGGAAAGCUCUGAAUUUUCAGUAUUCCAGCUAUAUUGAUUCUGAAAAACGACCUUAUGAUGCCCAAUUAAAACUAGAGAUGUCUGCUGUCCAUUAUGUACACACUCAAAGAUUCGUGGCAGAACUUCAAGCGUUCAUUGGCCAUUUUUCUCAACUUUGGACCAUUAUGGCUAAUCUGAGAGCUGGUGUUGGCGCUAUAAUCGAUACUAACAGGAGAAGCAUAAGAUUAUCUUUAGAAUUAGAAGCAGGUGCACCAGUAAUCCUAUUGCCAGUUAGUUCUAGAUCAGAUGAAAUGUUAUUGCUGGAUCUGGGAGAGCUCACCGCACAUAAUCGAUUCGAAACUUCAGAAGUGAUAGAUAAAUGCAUGCUGGACAUAAUGUUCCUUGAACUUGUUAAUAUGGACGUCUAUGCAGCUAAACGGAUUAAGUGUGAUAAUGAUCAGGAUGGCAAUAUGGAUAAUCUGCUUGUUGGUGGUUUUUAUAUCAAGAAACUUGGAUCAUCCUUGCUCACUGAAAUGUGCCAUUUGAAAUUACGUAUCGAAAGAAACUUGGACACCUAUAUUAGUAGAGAAAUUCCAGAUUUGAGCAUUCAUGGAACGCUAUCCACAAUGGAUUGUGCUUUGGACCCUGCUCAGUAUAUGUUGAUUCGAGGUUUACUUUCUUACAAUAUCGGCGAAAAUUUGGAUGACUUGCGACAAUUCAUGCAAGAUCUGAAUGAAACUGUUGAGUAUUCCAUAGUUAGCAUGGAUAACAAGGGGAAAAUCUGGAAAAAAUCGUGCAUAACGCUAGAAUUGGUAAAUGUUACUGUUAAGCUGCAUCCAAAUCAUAAUAUUGCAGCAUUAGCUUGUAUUAAUUUUAUAAAAUCCAGAUUGACAUUAGAUUCAUUGAGUGAUGGAUCACAGGAUAUUGAUUUAGUAUCCCAGGAAAUACUAAUUAUGGACAUGAGAUUUCAGGAUGAGCCUGCUAACAAACAAUCUAAUGUUUUCACAAGUAUUUUACAGCCUCUGAGAAAUUCAAAUAAUGAAAAUCGCGUCCAGGCUGAGGUUCAUCAUAGAAGGCGUAAAGCAAACGCGGCCACGACUAUUUUGGUCCACAGCAUGCGCUUAACUGCUAUACUAGACUGGUGGGAGGCUGUAAGAGAUUUCCUAAUUUUGAAUUCUGUAGAACCAGGACCCAUUGGAACUGCUCAGAUAAUCACCGAAAACAACCAAGAAAACGACAGUAAUGCUUUGUCUGCAAUACCAUUCGAAUUAAAGAUUAAUAUCACUGAUUCAGAAUUAGUUAUUGUAGAGGAUACAUCGAUUCGCGAUACGAACGCCGUUAUUCUGAAAAACACAGCUGUUCUUUCUUAUAGAUCUGCCCCUCAAGAAGGUGAAAAGCCUCUUUCUUGUAACCUGUCCCAUUGCGAACUCUUUUCCUGUGUCUUAGGGCUAGAAGAAGAGACUGCAUUAUCUAUAAUAGAUCCAGUUGGAGCCAGUUUGGAUUUGACAGUAGAUAAAUGUCUUGAAAUACAAUUGCAACCUCUGUGCGUAAGAUUAAGUUACCAUGAUGUGACUAUGUUCUCUAGAAUGCUCAGUUCUCUACCAAAACAGACUCUAGUAGCUAAACAACGCUCCAGUGAAGCAUUGACACCCACCGAGAGGCAAGUACAAAAAUUGACAGCCCUGGGAUUUACAGAUGCUGACUGUAGAGCUGCUUUGGAUCUUUGUAAUGGGCAAUUGGAUGAAGCAGCUUUGUGGUUAACUCAACAUGCAGUACCUAAUUCAGACACCAGUACAAACAACGAGUCCGUUUUUCGCACUUUUGAAAUUCAAACAUCAUGUGCAAGAAUAUGCAUUAUAGAUGACUGUAGAGACGCUGAUGUACCAUUACUGGAGAUUUCCUUACAAGAUCUUAAUUUGAGACAAGAACGCGUGGGACCUGGUAUAGUAUCUACUACUUUCAGCAUUGAUUAUUAUAAUAGAGUUCUCAGUGGCUGGGAGCCCUUCAUCGAACCAUGGUGUGCUACUGUUCAAUGGGAGCAGAUGUUAACUAAUUCUUUCAAUGCAAAGAGGCUGCAGAUGUCUGUUAACUCCCAAGAUUCUGUUGAUGUUAACAUAACUUCAACGCUAAUAGAGUUGAUAGAGUUGGUUAAGAACAACUGGAUGCAGGAUUUCUACUCUACUUCCAGUAAGGAAGUUAAUAUGACUAAGGCAAGCAAUGGGCAAGGAUAUCGACGUCGAAUGCCUUUCAUUCCUUUUGCAUUAAGGAAUGAAACUGGUUGUAAAUUGUGGUUCAAAACGAUUAUUGCUACUGCGGACGAUACCAAGAAUGUGGGACAGAAUUUUAAAGCCCAAAAUGACUUUCAGAAGGAUGAUACAUGGCUUGAAGUUCUUCCAGGUGACACUGUUCCAUUUACUUUUGAAGGAAGAGGUAAAUUGAGACAUCAUGCCACGCAUACUGUCAGGAGACAUCAGAUUACAGUGUUGGUAGAUGGGUGGAGACCUGUAGAUCCUGUCACUGUCGAUCGUGUUGGGAUAUAUUUUCGUCAUGCUAGUGCAAAUGUUACUGAUAUACAGAUAGAUACAACACUGUUUCAGAUACUAACGCCGAAAGCUAGAAUAGUAUUUGCUGUCGAAUUAGAAGGAUCAGCUAGAAAAUUAGUAACUGUUAGAUCAGCUUUACAAAUAUCCAAUAAAUUAAAACACACAGUGGAAAUCAAGAUGGAAAAAACCUUGAAUCAAUACGGAUACCAGCUUUUAACUUCAUCUACUAGUGACAGAAUUCUUCAAGUACCUGCCCAAUCCACAAUAUCGAUUCCCCUAACGCACACCGGGGUACAAAUGUGCUUAAAACCUAUCAACUUGAACAAUUUGUUUCAAUACUGUACAGAAACAAUAGAUUGGACCAUAGUUAAGAAACCAUUAGAAGUUAUAGAAAAUCGUAUCACUUGUAGAGCUAAUCACAACAAUAUAUUUAGAAUGAGCGUAGCAGUGAUGAGGGAUAAUUAUCCAUUGGAUAUGAGUCAAAUGCUACCAGCACAUACUAUAACAGUGAUGGCUCCUCUCACAUUAACCAAUCUAUUGCCUCACGAAUUGUUAUAUGAGAUUAGCACAGAAAAUGGUAGAAUUCUACCCGGUGACAGUGCGGAUUUACAUACUGUAAAUGUCGAAGAGCAGCUAGAAAUUACAGUACAGUUAGACGGAUACUCUGGAUCAGGCACGAUGUUGUUGCCACCAAAUACCAACUCUUUCACUGCUCGUCUACGGCUGACAGAUUCUUGUGGAAGAAUAUUAUAUCUCCACGCGGCUGUUAACAUAGAGAAAGGCUCUGCUAUACAUAUUAACAUUACUGCACCAUAUUGGAUUAUAAAUAAAACUGGUCUACCACUGGUGUUCAGACAAGAAGGAGUUGGGAUAGAGGCAGCCGGACAAUUUGAAGAAAACGAAAAAGCCAGGAUGGUAGCUCCUUUGUUAUUUUCUUUUAGUGAUGAAGAAGCUAGCAGAACUCUGUCAGUGAGAAUCGGUACUUCAGUGCAUCCCCAGGGAAUUCCACAGUGGUCUCAACAUUUUCAUUUGCAACCCGGAAUACAAGUACAUCGUCUUAGAAUAUCUCUUCGUGAUGGCAGGCCUGACAUAGUAUAUCUAAUUAGUGUCGCUACUAGGAUAGCUAGAGGGAAAUACAGAGCUACAACUGUAGUCACAUUAUCUCCUAGAUAUCAGCUGCACAAUAAAUCAAGUUCUACCCUAGAAUUAGCUCAGAAAUGUUUCACCACAACAAUUAGUCAUCCAGAUGCUCAAUCCACAUAUAUUAAAAUCAUGUCCAAUUGCCAUAUGGCAUUUCAUUGGCCACGUCUUGACAAAGAUUUACUCCUAUGUGUUCGUAAUGUGGAUGUUAGAAAUUGCAUGUGGUCAGGUGGUAUCAGACUGGAUGACAAUUACUCAUUGACAAUUAACAUCAGAGAUUCAACAGGAAAGAUGUAUUUUCUUCGAGUAGAUGUGGUGUUGCAAGAGAGCACAUACUUUAUAGUGUUUACUGAUGCAGAUACUAUGCCACCACCUAUAAGAGUGGACAAUUUUUCAGAGGUGCCAUUGGUAGUGAAUCAGGUUACCGUGCACGAUAACUUGCAAUGGACAGUCAGACCACACUCCUCUGUCCCAUAUGCAUUGGAUGAAUCCAUCCAGGCUGCUGCUUUAGUUCUUACUGCACCUGGAGGUGUGACAGCUACAUACGAUUUGAAUGUACUUGGAGAGGGCAGGGUUUUAACUUAUGAGAACUUCAUCUACAUUGCCUUCACGGGUACUUUUAAAAAUGAUUGUGAUCUCGGGACUGGAGAGGGUGGUCUAGACCCCCUAGAUGUUGAAACACAAAGACUAGUCUUAGAAGCCGGUCCUGGUGGAUGGGUUGCUUUGAGGAGAAAGCAAUAUGGUGCUAGAUCUCAGUUAUGGAGAAUGACUGGAGAUGGUCAAUUGCAACACGAAGGAUCUAGUCCACCCAGAGAUAAACAUUCAAGGGCUCCAGAAACAGUGUUAGUGUUGGAUAUAGCAGGCACUGCACCUCAACCAUUCACCUAUUGUGCUCUUGCUUUAAGGAAACCUGAUCCCCGAAGGAGAUCCACACAAACUUGGCGAUUCACCGAUGAUGGACGAUUAUGUUGUGCACAUAAGAAUAUGUGUGUACAGUCGAAAGAUGGAUUCAUGGGAUUACACGAAGGGAGUGAAGCAGUAUUAGGCCCUCAAAUGCACACCAAUCCUCCCCCAAUUGAACAGCGUGUUGGUCGACAGAAGCUAAGGCCAGGAUCUGGCUUUUUAUCUGUUACGGUAACUACUGAUGGCCCAACAAGAGUGCUCCAAGUGUUAGAUAUCAAAGAAAGGAAGAAAACGUUCGCUUUAUUGGAAGAACGUGAUUGGUCGCAUAUUGCAAUCAGCCACCGACCAACACAGAUAAAUAGUGACGCAGAGAAGGUCAAUUCCAAAGAAUUGGAAUUGAAAAUCAACUUAACAGCUGGCUUAGGACUAUCAAUUGUUUCUCGAAGACCAGUUGAGGAGCUACUGUUUGCUCGUUUGGCUGGUAUCUCUUUGGAACUGGUUCAAACUCCUAUCAAUACUACUCUAGACUUGAGCAUGGAAGAUAUACAGAUUGAUAAUCAGUUGUUUGAAGCACAAUGUACAUCUGUUCUUUAUGUAACACGAUCCACCCGAGUUGAGAGUGAGCACAGACCAGCUAUACACAUAGUUGCGGAGAAACUGAAGUCGAAGAAUCAGAAUGCAGAAAUAUACAAGCACGUGGUAGUGAGCAUCAAACCACUUUGCAUACAUUUGGAAGAGAAAUUGAUAUUGAAGUUAGUUGCUUUUGUCGGGGCGGGAAGAUCGGAAUUAGAGGUACCUAUGGACGAAAACGAUUUCAAGGCUCAGAGGUUCAUUUCCGAAGUAUCUGCUGCACAUGCUAAACGAUACUAUUUUGGAGCUUUAAAGAUCGUUCCCAGUCAGAUAAAAUUAAGUGUACUCACUACAACAAAACUGCCACGUCAACUUCAGAUUAUAAAAAGACAGUUAGGCUUAACAUUAAUCAAGUUUGAAGAUGCCACUAUUGAGUUGGAGCCAUUUAUUAAGAAGCAUCCUUUUGAGAGCACUCAAUUCUUAGUACAUUCCAUUAUAAAACAUUACAAAGAUGAAUUAAAAUGGCAAGCUGCAGUAAUAUUAGGAUCCGUGGACUUUUUAGGCAAUCCUCUAGGCUUUGUAAACGACGUCACAGAAGGAGUUUCCGGUUUAAUCUACGAAGGAAGCGUGAAAACUUUAGUGAAAAAUGUUACACACGGUAUAUCAAAUUCCGCUGCCAAAGUAACAGAGUCUCUUUCCGAUGGACUAGGAAGAGUCAUAAUGGAUGAAAGACACGAGGAAGCUAGACAGAGAAUUCGAGCUAAUACAGCAGGCAGUAGUGAUCAUUUGGUAGCCGGAUUAAAGGGCUUCGGUUUUGGACUACUUGGAGGGGUAACUAGCAUCUUCAAACAAACCUAUGAUGGAGCAACAAACGAAGGAUUUCCCGGCUUUUUCGCUGGGUUUGGCAAAGGAGUUGUUGGAACUAUCACGAAACCUGUUGUAGGAGUUCUAGAUCUUGCCACAGAAACUGCCACUGCUGUAAGAGAAACCAGUAGAAGUGCUCAUCGUACAAUACCAAAACGUGAUAGACCUCCUCGAGUGGCUAGCGGUUCCGCUGGUCUAUUACCACCUUAUAAUCGUCAACAAGCAGAGGGCCAAGAAUUUCUGUACAUAAUAAAUGAACAUAAUUAUUCAGAAUUAUUCGUGGCGUACGAGUGUUUACGUAGUGGAACGGAGAAUCUAAGAGUUCUCGUUUCUAAUGAAAGAGUCCGUGUGAUUUCCGGUGGUACCAAAGGAGUUGUAACCGAAGUCAGCCUAGCAGAUUUAUUAUAUUGCCAACCGAUGCAUAAACUAGAAAGCAACGGUGUCACUUUAUAUUAUAUUGAAUUAAUAUCUAGAUCUGAUUCGACGAUAGCCGUUAAUAUAGACGGCCCAGAACUCCUAAGGAGACCUAAAGUUCGAUGUGAUAACGAGGAAGUAGCUAAAAGGGUAUCGCAGCAAAUUAAUUACGCUAAAGGAAUGCACGAGGAACGUAGCUUGACUCUUUCCUCGUCGGAUAAUAUGUUAGACGAUGUACAGUACUAUAAAUAGUUGCGAACGGCCAUACGCGAAUAUUUCUUACUUUGUGUUCGAACAUAAGUUUGGAAUCACACGUUUACAAGAAUAUAGAGGUUUUCAUAGGAAAAUUAAUAAUUUUUAAUCAACUCGAAAACUGUUUCUCAAUUCGAAAAGUAUUAAUUCCGAAAUGGUAAAAAAUUAGCUAAUAAUUGAAUAUUAAUAAAAUAGACAAGUGAUCCAAACUUCUUGUUAGUAAUCUAUAUUUCGUACGCUAGUCAAUUCCCGGUUUUCUUGUGUGUUUCGUUUCUUCUUCUUGUCUUGUUCUCUUUUUCCAAUAGUGCACAUAAUGAUGUCUUAUUACGCUUAAAACUAAUUUGAUUGUAAGACUGACGCAAAGUACCGUUUUUGCAAUCCAGCAUUCACAAGAUUCAAAUGUAAGAUCAGUUCAGACAAUAUUCUUUGAAUGAAGACAUUUGAUUAUCGCACAGACAGUACAUACACACAUUUACACAUACAUACACAUUUUAUAUACUAACGUACAAGUAGGAGGUCAGCAGGAAGUCUUAAGAAAGAUGCAAGAUUUUUUUUUAAUAGAAUGUGUAAGUAUAUAUACAUAAAUAUAUAUUGGGUUGUCAACUAAGUGAUUGCGGAUUUUGUCAAUAUCACCUAAUGACAAAACCCGCAAUCACUUAGUUGACAACCCAAAUAUAUAUGUGUAUAUAUAUAUAAUAUGCGUGUAAGAUCUAGUUAAGGUAUCUAUUUGGGGCAAAUCUACUUAUUACUGAAUAAAAAAAGGGAAAAUUAACGACAACCAAAGUUUUUACGAUAGUAUAGGAUAUUUAUUUUCUACAUUAAUGAGUUUGAUAUCUUGCAGACUAUUUUCUGUUUGUGACUAUAGCCUACAUAUUUUUUAUGUAGCUUGUUGUAAAAAUGUAACAUGAUAAUAUCACUAACCAAGUAUUAAUAUUCUUCUUCUAAUAUUAUGAGUGUAAAAUAUAAGGUAAAAGAGAAGGUAGUUUAAAAACAAAACUUGUACAGACAUUGUAAAAUUCAAAAUCAUCAGCUCUAUACAGAUUUGAUUUUUAUAAGGCUGAUGUUUUGUACAGUUCGAGUAUAUGUAUAUAUAUAAAUGUAUAAUUAAACGAAUAAGAAUUGACGUAUUAGCGAUGUAUAAAUUAAUUAUAUACAACGAUUGUCUAGAUUUGUUAUACCUUGAGAUUUUCACGUUGUCAAUGAUAUUUAAUAAAGAACUCCUAUUUUGUUCGAUAA
Messenger RNA from Bombus huntii, 13649 nucleotides. It is a transcript of the gene Vps13D, whose product is annotated as intermembrane lipid transfer protein Vps13D. The transcript is spliced from 23 exons. Gene Ontology annotation, molecular function: protein binding. Gene Ontology annotation, cellular component: extrinsic component of membrane. Gene Ontology annotation, biological process: protein targeting to vacuole; mitochondrion organization; protein retention in Golgi apparatus. The coding region runs from base 414 to 12413 and encodes 3999 amino acids. The record is from RefSeq and is a predicted model, not a curated record. Lineage: Eukaryota; Metazoa; Arthropoda; Insecta; Hymenoptera; Apidae.